AUGUCAAAUCAUUCGAAUUUCCCCUUCGCCAUUCCCGAGGCGUCAAACGAGCGCACCAAGCUUGUCGCAUUCGACCCUGACAAGCAUUGCGAUACUUUUUUCCGCCUCUCUUCACCACACUCUGAGAUAUACGCGCAUAUGCCAAUGCUACCACCGAGCUCAGCAGCAGAGCUCAAAGCCCGGUUUCAUAGUGACUCAACGACGCACAUAUUAUCGUUCGCCAAUCCUCAAUCGUUUGCUUUCGCUAUCAUAGACAAGACUCGACCACCCUCUGCUGAAGAUCCGGAAGGCGAGCUAGCAGGAACUGUCAGCUUUAUCCGCACGUCUCCGGUGGAUCUGUGCACCGAGAUCGGGUUCAUUGUCAUUCUGCCACCAUACCAACGCAGCCAUGUUGCAACUAACGCUGUUGGGCUUGCUCUCCAGGUGGCUUUUGAGUCACCUGAAGAUGGUGGGAUUGGGUUAAAGCGAGUCCACUGGAUGGCCAGUUCGCGAAAUCUUGCAAGUGCUCGACUUGCCGAGCGAAUGGGAUUUGAAAAUGUUGGGGUGAUCCCCUGGCAUAUGCGCUUUGUCAAAGGCAAAUUAAAUGGCAAAAUUGGAAAUGACAGAGUACCACCACCUGGGAGCGAUCCCGAAGAUCUGUGGAGGGAUACGCUCAGUUUUAGUCUAGCGUGGGAUCGAUGGGAGAGGGCGGUCAAAAAAUUGACCGAAGUGGCAAUGGAGAGGUAG
Messenger RNA from Penicillium brevicompactum, 726 nucleotides. RefSeq names its product GNAT family N-acetyltransferase. Gene Ontology annotation, molecular function: protein N-terminal-serine acetyltransferase activity; protein-N-terminal-alanine acetyltransferase activity. NCBI's taxonomy places the organism in Eukaryota, Fungi, Ascomycota, Eurotiomycetes, Eurotiales, Aspergillaceae. The record is from RefSeq and is a predicted model, not a curated record. The transcript has a single exon. Bases 1 to 726 code for a protein of 241 amino acids.